Messenger RNA from Arachis duranensis, 976 nucleotides. RefSeq names its product B3 domain-containing protein Os03g0622100-like. Lineage: Eukaryota; Viridiplantae; Streptophyta; Magnoliopsida; Fabales; Fabaceae. Gene Ontology annotation, molecular function: DNA binding. The transcript has 3 exons. The record is from RefSeq and is a predicted model, not a curated record. The coding region runs from base 43 to 849 and encodes 268 amino acids.
UCCUCUCAUUGUUUACCUUCGUACCUUUGGAAGAAAGAACUCAUGGACGCAGGUAGGAGAAGACCUCCUCAUGCAUUAGGGCAUAUUGGGAGGAACAACGACGUCAUCCGAGUUAUCAAACCGGCUGGGGAUCCAUUGCGACCACUGCACAUACCCUUCCCAAAUGAUCUCCUCCCGAAAUCUAGCAAACAUGUGUACCUAACAGUCUCCGACGGGGUGCAGAGAACAUACAAAAUUGGAUGUAGCCCGAACGUCUUGGGUGAGAUCACACUAGAAGGGGGGUGGGAAAGGUUUUAUCGUGACUACAAGCUUCGUCCCAAUGACAUUCUGCUGUUGAAGCACAAGGGCCUCGAUGACUUUGAUGUGCGUAUCUUUGAAUCACCCGGAGUGGAGAGGUCUUACGUUCCGUCUGGAGGUGAAUCCAGCAAUAGAGGAACCCCCCAGGUUCCAAACACUCCUCCACUACAUCAGCCUCAAACGGGUUGCAUCAAUAUUCCUAGGAGCGCGGCUGCGUCUAAGGUGGCACAGACAUUUCGCUCUGAUCACCCAUUCUUUGUAAUGCACAUCACAAGAAGGCUAUUAUGUGUCCAUUUCCUGCCAAAUGUACCACACUUUGGCCACGACGUUGGUGACAAUGUCAUGGUCACUCUGCGUGCAGGGGAUAUCUCUGUUCAAGUGGCCUAUAGCCGAUACAGGGGCAAGCGAAGAGGCAACUAUGGCACCAUCACAAGAGGCUGGGGGGAAUUCGUGAAGUUGUGCAACAUCAACGAUGAUCAAUUGGCUAUUUUUGAGAUAUCGAGGACUAACCCGGAGGUGGUGCUCUUGGUUCAGUUUAUUGAUUAUGAGUAACUAACCUUAGAAUGAUACAUAUGUUGAUGAUGUUUUUUGGAUUGCAUGAUGUUGUUUUGCAAUCUUUUUUUUUGUCACAUUGGAACAAUGUUUUAUAACUUGCACAUGGCAGUUAGUUACUUAUAAA